Messenger RNA from Miniopterus natalensis, 1086 nucleotides. The record is from RefSeq and is a predicted model, not a curated record. NCBI's taxonomy places the organism in Eukaryota, Metazoa, Chordata, Mammalia, Chiroptera, Miniopteridae.
AAAUCGAGUCAGUCAGCAGUUAGCAGUAACGAUGCAGACUGGUCUCGUCGCUCCCGGAGCUGUCUCAACGUGAUUUCACUGCCUCUGAAACUCUUUCCCACAGAAAGGAAGAGGUUUUAUCGGGACGUCAGCGUCACACAGGGGGAAGGUGGCUUUGAGAUAAACCUGGACCACAGGAAGCUGAAAACUCCCCAAGCCAAGCUCUUCACUGUCCCCAGCGAAGCCCUGGCCAUCGCAGUGGCCACUGAAUGGGACUCCCAGCGGGACACCAUCAAGUUCUACACCAUGCAUCUGACCACAUUGUGCAACACGUCUUUAGACAACCCGACGCAACGAAACAAGGACCAGCUGAUCCGGGCAGCUGUGAAGUUCCUGGACACCGACACCAUCUGCUACAGGGUGGAAGAGCCAGAGACAUUAGUGGAACUUCAAAAGAACGAGUGGGACCCAAUCCUAGAAUGGGCCGAGAAGAGAUAUGGCGUGGAGAUCGGCUCUUCAACCAGCAUACUGGGGCCCAGCAUUCCAGCCAGAACCCGAGAGGUACUCGCCAGCCACCUGGCAUCUUACAACAUGUGGGCCCUACAAGGAAUUGAGUUUGUAGUGGCCCAGCUCAAGUCCAUGAUGCUGACCUUGGGCCUGAUUGACCUGCGCCUGACAGUGGAGCAGGCUGUGCUGCUGUCACGCCUGGAGGAGGAGUACCAGAUCCAAAAGUGGGGCAAUGUUGAAUGGGCCCAUGACUACGAGCUGCAGGAGCUGCGGGCGCGCACAGCCGCGGGCGCCCUCUUCAUCCAUCUCUGCUCGGAGAGCACCACAGUCAAGCACAAGCUCCUGCAAGAGUGAGGCCUGGUGGUGCGCCUGCACACCCGCAGGACAGAGGCUGCACAGCCACUGGCACCCUGAACCUGCAGACACCAGGGCCUAGCCUUCACUCAGUGUUGCCUGAGAUGUCUGAGGCAGUGCAGCAUUCUGGAGGUCACCUUGAGUCCACCACGGUGCCCUUGCCCAACCAGCAUGAGGGCGGGGUCAAGGUGUACAAGUGGCUUUCUCUCAAUCCUGAUUUUAUUAAAUAUUUCUCCAACCUGGAAA